This is a messenger RNA of Thunnus maccoyii (southern bluefin tuna), 1084 nucleotides long. It is a transcript of the gene gabarapl2, whose product is annotated as GABA(A) receptor-associated protein like 2. Gene Ontology annotation, biological process: cellular response to nitrogen starvation; macroautophagy; autophagy of mitochondrion. The record is from RefSeq and is a predicted model, not a curated record. Gene Ontology annotation, molecular function: ubiquitin protein ligase binding. Bases 241 to 618 code for a protein of 125 amino acids. The transcript has 4 exons. NCBI's taxonomy places the organism in Eukaryota, Metazoa, Chordata, Actinopteri, Scombriformes, Scombridae. Gene Ontology annotation, cellular component: autophagosome membrane; cytosol; autophagosome.
AUGGACUGAUAAUUUCCGAGAGCACUUGAAGGUAGCAUCAUCCCCACCACCCACCUUCAGACAGUGACGUCACCUCGCAGCUAGACAGACGGCUGAAAGCUCCGGACAGAGAGAUAUUGUUGACGUUUUGUUUUCAUCGCUUUUGUGUGGAUUUUUGGACAUUACGACGACAUUAUCCGCAGAUUUAGAAGACCGCCUUUCGACUCUACCAUCACGCCUCAGUGCGGAGAUCCAGCAAAGAUGAAAUGGAUGUUUAAAGAGGACCAUUCCCUCGAGCACCGAUGUGUGGAGUCAGCCAAAAUACGCAACAAAUAUCCUGACAGAGUACCGGUGAUAGUGGAGAAGGUUUCCGGCUCUCAGAUAGUAGACAUUGAUAAGAGGAAGUACCUGGUGCCCUCUGACAUCACAGUGGCCCAGUUCAUGUGGAUCAUCAGGAAACGCAUCCAGCUGCCUUCAGAGAAAGCCAUCUUCCUCUUCGUCGACAAAACCGUCCCCCAAUCCAGUCUGACUAUGGGCCAGCUGUACGACAAGGAGAAGGACGAGGACGGCUUUCUGUAUGUGGCCUACAGUGGAGAAAACACCUUUGGUUAUAAGGCCUUUUAUACAACACGGGGUUAAUGCUUCACUAAUCACACACACACACAGACACACACACACACACACACACACACACACACACUGACACAGUAGGGCCCGACAAACAGUAUACUGGUGCACAAUGAUUCAGACAUUGGCCUUUACAUGUAUUACACAAGUAAUGCACCUACGCACUGUCAUUUAAGGUCAAUUUUUUAUACUGAAAAACACACAUUUAUUGUGAAAAUUAAUUACACCAAAAUCUUACAACAAACAAACUUAUAAACAUUUUUUGACAGACUCAGAUGAUCAUUAGUGUCAAAAAAUUCUUGACUUUAAUGGUUGGUCUUUUUGUCAUGAUUACUGUUUAAAGGUCAGCUGUGGAGAAAAAUACCUUUAACACUGCCGUAAAAUAAGAAUAACAAUCACCGUAUGUUAAAGGGCACGUCAGAUAACAUUCAUUUAUCCAACAUCAGUAUUAAAUAAAAAAGACACAUGCCAAUCAUCA